AUGAUGGCCACUCCCACAAAGAGCACUUCUUCUAUGGUUCUGUCUAUGCCUCUACCCUCUACUAUGGCACCACCCGGGUACCCAGAUUUGUAUGGGAAGAGACGUGAAAUGGCCAGGGUUCAGAUGCUGGAAAGAGAGAUAAGUUUUCUUGAGGAAGAGUUAAAAUCUUCUGAUGGCCUUCAACGAGCUUCAAGAUGCUGCAAGGAGAUUGCCGAUUAUGUGAUGGCAAACCCAGAUCCUCUAUUACCAACGAGCAAGAAGAACCGCAGGUCCUGUGGCUUCUGGAAGUGGCUGUGUGGGAUUCCCUGCUUUAACUUGUCAUGGAUCUGCUGUUGGUGCUGUGAUGGAUGCUUUUCACAUAUAAAUUUGUCAAGUUGUUGUUCCCACUGCAAAUCAUGCAAUUGGUGUUGUAGUUGCCUUCCAUCCAUCAAUUGCUCCUUGCCAAAGGGGCAUUCCUGCUAUGGUGGAAGAUCACAUUGCUGUAGAGAGAGCUGUUGUUGCACAAAAUGUUGUAUUCUCCCAAGUUGCAAUUUUCGGUGGCCAUUUCCCUCUUGUUGCAUCUGCAAAUGCUCUUGUUCAUGCUCUUGCCCAAACUUUCCUAAGGUUAGCCCUUGUUGUUGUACAAAUUCCUGUUGGAACCCUUGUUGUUCAUGUUGUUAG
This is a messenger RNA of Abrus precatorius (Indian licorice), 660 nucleotides long. RefSeq names its product guanine nucleotide-binding protein subunit gamma 3-like. NCBI's taxonomy places the organism in Eukaryota, Viridiplantae, Streptophyta, Magnoliopsida, Fabales, Fabaceae. The transcript has 5 exons. The coding region runs from base 1 to 660 and encodes 219 amino acids. Gene Ontology annotation, biological process: G protein-coupled receptor signaling pathway. The record is from RefSeq and is a predicted model, not a curated record.